Molecule: messenger RNA, 1587 nt
Organism: Coniosporium apollinis CBS 100218
Lineage: Eukaryota; Fungi; Ascomycota; Dothideomycetes
Exons: 2
Coding region: 1-1587 (528 amino acids)
Biological process (GO): steroid metabolic process
Cellular component (GO): cytoplasm; membrane
Molecular function (GO): Delta24(24-1) sterol reductase activity; FAD binding
Source: RefSeq, a predicted model, not a curated record
AUGGACCGCCACCGUGACGCUGUAGCCACAGUCGCGCAGCAGGUGAAGUCGUACCACGAGCGCAAGGUUCCUUUUCGCAUAUACCAUGGCUCGACGAACAGCACGCGGCUCAUCAGCUUCGAUCCGGAUAAAAUCGUUGAUACCAGCCCGCUUUCGCAUGCCAUCUCCAUUGACAAGGCGGCGAAGGUCGCCAUCGUGGAGCCGAACGUCCCCAUGGAUAAGCUUGUAGAAGCUACCCUUGUGGAAGGCUUCGUGCCGCUUGUGGUGCCGGAGUUCCCUGGAAUCACGGUCGGCGGAAGCUACUCGGGCACCGCAGCGGAAAGCUCGUCAUUCAAGUACGGAUACUUCGACCGAUCUGUCAACUGGGUCGAAAUCGUGCUCGCGAAUGGCGACAUCGUCAAAGCCUCCGCAGACGAAAACCCCGACCUCUUCUACGGCGCCGUAGGAGCAUGCGGCACUAUUGGAGUGACGACCCUCUUCGAGAUUCAGCUCCAGCCCAGCGGCUCCUACGUAGAACUAGCCUACCACCCCAUCUCCAGCGUCCGCGAAGCCCUUGACCUGCUCAGCCGCAGCGCCCGCGAGAACUGGGACUACAUCGACGGCAUCCUAUUCUCGGUAACCUCGGGCGUUAUAGUGUUAGGCCGCAUCACCCACACGCGGACACCCAAUUGCCCUAUCAUCCGCUUCACCCGCGCCCGCGACCCCUGGUUUUUCCUACACGCGCACGCCAAGGCCAUGCACGCACGCCACACCUACUGCGACACCUGCAUCCUCGCACAGCACAACCCGAGCACCCCCUCCACUGCGCCCGUUCCCCGCACCGAGCUCGUGCCCCUCGCCGACUACUUCUUCCGCUACGACCGCGGCACCUUCUGGAUGGGCGCAUACGGGUGGCCGGCCUGGCUCUUCAACCGCCUCGGCCGCUUCCUGCUGGAUCCGUUACUGCGCACUCGUGUGAGGUACAAGGCGCUGCAUCAUAGCGGCCGCUCGCAGCGGUUCAUCAUUCAGGACCUCGCAAUCCCGGGGGCUAGGGCGGAGGAGUUCUUGAGCUGGGUGGAUAAGGAGUUGGCGGUUUGGCCGCUGUGGCUGUGUCCUGUGAGGGCGGAUUCGCGGGCGCCGUUGCAUGUGGCGAACAGGCUUGUCGCGCCUCUGGUGGAGGGAAGUGCUGUGGGUCAGGGGGAGGUUGAAGUCGAGGACGGAGGAGUGUCGGCAGACCUCCUCAUGAACGUCGGCGUAUGGGGCGUUUCGCAGGGCAUGUGGGACCGGUACAACGCCGGCGACAAGGCGGGCGCGUACGACAGGUUCAUCGCUGACAACCGCGCGCUGGAGGCUACGGUUAAGCGGCUGGGCGGGCUGAAGUGGCUGUAUGCGCACAACUACUAUACUGAGGCGGAGUUUUGGGAGAUCUAUGACAAGCAAGGGUAUGACGGGCUGAGAGAGAAGUGGGGUGCGGAUGGACUGCCGAGUCUGUGGGAUAAGAUGAAGAGGUCGAGUGAGGGCUACCAGAGCAGGAGUUUCUCGAAGGCCAUCUUGGCGGCGUUGAUGGGGAAGGAACAUUUGUUGGCCAAAGGGAAGAAAGGGAAAUGA